Molecule: messenger RNA, 9522 nt
Organism: Salmo salar (Atlantic salmon)
Lineage: Eukaryota; Metazoa; Chordata; Actinopteri; Salmoniformes; Salmonidae
Source: RefSeq, a predicted model, not a curated record
GAUAGAUAGAUAGAUAGAUAGAUAGAUAGAUAGAUAGAUAGAUAGAUAGAUAGAUAGAUAGAUAGAUAGAUAGAUAGAUAGAUAGAUAGAUAGAUAGAUAGAUAGAUAGAUAGAUAGAUAGAUAGAUAGAUAGAUAGAUAGAUAGAUAGAUAGAUAGAUAGAUAGAUAGAUAGAUAGAGAAAGAAGGGGACUCAGACACUCAGACAGAUAUGACCAAGACAGCAGCUCUAGCAACCAUGGACUUCUGCAAUAUGUGGGUAGAAGAAAUCAGGAUGUCAAAGCCAGUUGAGGUUGAGAACACAGGGGCUGACUCUCCAAUGGAGAGCACAGACUCAGAGAGGAAUGGUCCUGACUCAAAUCAUCAGCUUCAGCAGAUGAAAAUCAGUCCCUUUCACCUUUCUCCAACCCUCAGCAGCAACAAGAAUAAGAUGGAAGAAUGUGGUGAGAUGUCCCCGGGCCCUCCUCCCCACCACAGCCACGCCCCCUCACAGACGCCCCUCCCACACACACAGCUCAUGCUGACUGGCUCCCAACUGGCAGGGUUGACGGCUCUCUUGCCGGCUCAGCAGCAGUUGUUACUGCAGCAGGCUCAGGCUCAGCUUCUAGCUGCAGCUGUGCAGCAGUCUGUUCAGCAGUCCAACGCAGCUCACGCAGCUCACGCAGCUCAUGCAGCCCACGCAGCCGCCCAAGCCAAUCAGCAAGCUCAGGCAGCCGCAGCAGCCAAUCAACAUGCCCAGCAACAGCAGGCGGGACAGACAGGGCAGCAGGGCCAAUCACAGCCCCAGGGACAGGGACAGAGCACACAGGAACAGACAGGUCAACCUGUCCCUGUCCCGCCCACUCAUCCCCAGCUCACCCUCUCUCAGCCAAUUCAGCUCACCGCCCAGGACAUCCAGCAGUUGUUGCAGCUGCAGCAGUUGGUUCUGGUACCAGGACACCACCUGCAGUCUCCUCAGUUCCUCCUCCAACAGCACCAAGGGCAGCAAGGACUGCUAUCAACACCAAAUCUGAUUCAGCUACCUCAACAAAACCAAGGGAGCCUCCUGUCCGCUCCCACCAGGCUGGGGCUCCAAGCACAGAGAGACAAGACUAUGGAGGGCAGUGGGGUCAUGACCUCUGUGUCCUCUGUGACCUCUCACCCCGAGGAGCCCAGUGACCUGGAGGAACUGGAGGUGUUCGCCCGCACCUUCAAACAGAGACGCAUCAAACUGGGCUUUACACAGGGUGACGUGGGAAUGGCCAUGGGGAAGCUAUAUGGGAAUGAUUUCAGCCAGACCACCAUCUCUCGCUUCGAGGCCCUCAACCUGAGCUUUAAGAACAUGUGUAAACUCAAACCACUACUGGAGAAGUGGCUCAAUGAUGCAGAGACCAUGUCCACAGACAGUACUAUGCCCAGCCCCAGCUCUCUGUCCUCUUCCUCAAUGGGCUUUGAGGGCCUGCCGGGCCGACGCAGGAAGAAAAGAACCAGCAUCGAGACUAACGUCCGCGUGGCCCUGGAGAGAGCCUUCAUCACGCAGAACCAGAAGCCUACCUCAGAGGAGAUCCUGUGUAUCGCGGACCAGCUCAGCAUGGAGAAGGAGGUGAUCCGCGUGUGGUUCUGCAACCGCCGCCAGAAAGAGAAGCGUAUCAACCCCAACAGUGCCACCCCUCCCUUGCCCAGCCAGCUCCCCCAAGCCCCACCGAUACACAAACCCCCUUGCUACAGCCCACACAUGAUGUCCAGUCAGCUGUCCAGUCAGCUGUCCCAGGCAGUGACCAGCCUCAGUACCACAUUGACCACCAUGUCAUCAUUCUCCCCUCUGACCCCCAGUGGUCCCACCCACUCAUCUCUCAGCUCCGCCUCCUCUCCAGUGACUCCUCCUCCUCCUCGCAGCACAGCCAGCCCAGCCCCUCCCAGCCACAGCACACUGAGUCUCAACACAGGCUUAUGGCGUAUGGGUAAAAAGAAUGGUGACGUGUCUAACUACAUCACCGAUUUUGCUGCAAACUUGAGGAACACUGUGAUGGGAGUAAACACAGGGAACCAGGCUCUGAACCAAGCUCUCCUCAGCAACAACCCUCUGGCUACUAUACAAGCCCUAGCAGCCAGUGGUGGCCAGCUGCCCCUUUCCAGUCUUGAGGGGGGCAGUAAGGUGUUGCUGGGUGGUGCAGGGGGGCAGGGAGGGGGUCUCCAGUCCUCCUUCUUCCUCAACCACCCAGCUUUCCUCCACAUGGGCCAAAAUCCUGGUGCUGGAUUGAUCAGCGCUGCCGUAGCCAAAGCAUCCCAGCCCUCCCCUUUCCCCUCCACCAGUAGCAUAAGCCCCACCCCCUGCUCCCCCUCCCCUUGCUCCAGCCCCGCCUCUUCCUGCGACUUCAAUGAAUUGGCACACAGCCCAUCCUCGUUGGGAGGGGCUAAGAUUGAGUGACACAGCCAAGCGCCAAUCAGAGAGGAGGAGGAGAAAGGAGGAAACGACAACCUCGCCUUUCAACCAAAGCUAUCUCUUUUAUCACUCUCUCUCUCUCUCUCUCCCCCCGUCUUUCAAUGCCAAAAAUACACAGAAUGAAAGAGAGGAGAGGGGGGGAGUCAGAAGUGAAAAGGGGAGAAGGGGGGAAAGAGGAAGAUUGAAACCAAAAAUCUUUAUCUAUCCAAAGUGAUGGAGGAGGCAUCGUGGGACUGUUUAGUCAAUACUGAGUGAUAUCGCACUUCUCCUUUCUGUCUCUCUUUCUUUCCUGGGAAAAUAAACCAAUGACAAAUAACAGGAGUAGAGAUAUGCGUCGAAUCGUGUGAACCAAAAAUGACAAAAAUAAACAUUACUGUGUGUUUUUGGGGAAUGGUGGCAAGGACAGAAAAAAGAAGUGGAGGAUUUUCUUUGAAAAGCUGCAGGUCUGAAAGAGGAGGAGAUGGGAGGAGGAUUUUAAACCAAAAAUGUACCUGAGGAGGAGAAGAGGAACACACGAUGACAAAAAACAACAACCAUACCAAAAUUCCAGAAACCAAAAAUACGGAAGGAAAAGCUUUAUCCAAACGACUUGUACAUACUGAUCCUAUCCAGGACCAGCACUCUGCUACACACACACACACACACACACACACACAAUAUCCACAGCCGAUCACAUUCAUCCAUCCAUCCGAUCAGUCAUCCACCCAUCAUGUCUGUCAUAGUCUGUCACUCACUUUCACUGCAAUUAUGUUGUUUCUGUGGGAUAUUUUAGAUUGUUGUAAAUGGUUGAUACUGAACGAGCCAAGCUUACAGGUGUGUCUUUGUUUGUGUUUUCCUACCUCUGCUUCUUUGGGUAUCUUAUCUCCCCCUUGAUUUCCAAUAGUUUACUGAUAGCGUUGGAGUCUGUCAUCAUCAUCAUCUUGUGCCAUUUACUUCAUGUUGUCAGAGAUAAUAAUAAGAGACAAGAGGGAACAAGAGAUCAGGCUUAGUGUAGCAGUUUGAUAAAAACCUCUCUCCGUAAUUACUCACAACAAAAUGACUCACUUGAUGAAAUAAUAUUAGACUUAGACUCAAUGUAGUCCUUGUGAAUGGCCAAUUCACCACGAUGACAGUAUGAAAUUGAGCAUGAUUGGAGAUUUAAACUAGUAACAUUGAGGCAAGAAAGAGGUAAAUUAAUACAAAUUUUAGUUUGGUCAUGGACAGGUCUGUCUUACCUUGUCAAUCAGCCAUCUGUCUCGACACGCAGUAGAGAAACAGAGAUCAAAACCUGUUUAAUGUUUAAUAUAUGUUGUUUUUAUUGUUCAUCAUCCCUCCAUCCAUCCCAUUUUCACUGUCAUUUUCCACCCAAAUCUGCCAUUAUUACACGUUUAAACCAAAGCAUUUGUUACUCUUCAGAGGAGUCAGCCAUGACAUUAACACUCACAUACUGUAGGGGUUGGGGACACACCCUACCCCUCCCGCUGAACCCCCCUAGUUGACCCCUUCCAUCUCCUUAUGCCUGAGAGGGUCACUUCAAAAGGACAGAACCCUCACCCAACAUAAAAGGGGUGCAUACGGGGAGGGGAUCGGAUGGUGCGAUGGGAUCAAACAUACAGAAAGAGGGGAUGUCAAGUUUUUGUAAGAGGAUACCAAAAAUACAAACCAAAAAUGUCAGAAACAAACCAAAAAGAAACACAGCCAAAUAUGGAUGGGGGCGGGGGGGGGACAAGGGUAGGUUUUUACAGACUGGAGCUGACACCUCUGUCUGUUAUCCAACUAACUGGGCUUCAGUGGCCCUCUCUAAACUGUGUAGCACAGCUGGACAGAUGAAUGGAUAGAUUGAUGGAUAGAACGGACAGAUUCCCUCCCUCUCCCCUGUCUUUCUUUCACUCCAAACUCAGCUCUUCUUCUCUGGUCCUGGAUGGAGAAAUCUCUAAUGACCUCAUUGAACUGAAUCUUCUAAGUCAGUUUUUAUUUUUCCAGUUUGUUGGUUUAUUUUGUAUUUUAUUUGUUUGCUGUGUCUCUUGAAGCUGUUUAUGUGCUGUUCUUUAGUGCUUACUCAUUUGGGAUAAUAAUGUAUUCGCUUGCUACAACAGCUCCUUAUUUUUUCCUAGUUGUUCUAGAGAUUUUAUCAGGUGGUUGGAAAAAUACUGUGAAAUGUAGCUUCCAGAUUUUUAUUAGAUAAAAAAAAAAAAAUGACUGUCUUGGCAGAAAAAAAGACACAGAAAAAGUCCAAAACAAGAGUUGAAAAGCAAAACGUGCAAACCAAACACCAAAUACCAAACCAAACCAAAAAGCCAGGAAAGGACUAGAGAUGGUCCAACUGCCGUCCCUGCCGUUGCAUUGGGGCUCACACUUUUGAUUGUGUCAAUUUAUCUUAAGUGUGUGCGUAUGUGCGUUGUGUGAGGGUGCGAUAUUGUGUGUGUGUGUGUGUGUGUGUGUGUGUGUGUGUGUGUGUGUGUGUGUGUGUGUGUGUGUGUGUGUGUGUGUGUGUGUGUGUGCAUCCGUUCUAGAAAGAAUUCAGUGGAGUUUACAAAAUGUCCUCCCUUGCACGUUUACCCCCAUUAUCACACACACACACACACUUCGGCAAAAAUGUACAGUAGAGUUUAAAAUGCAUCCAAAGAGUAUUUGGUUUGACACACAGAAAUACAGUUGUCAAAUGAGAAUCCUUAAUGAACUAAUCUAUUUUAGAUGUGGGGGUUCUAACCACGAGGUGAAACCUUUCCUCAACAUUAACUCUUAGACGGAAUGUAUCUGUUAGUGCUUCUAUAGAUUUUGUAGAAAAAAAGAUCUAUGUCCUAAUGCUUACUUAUUGCUAAUGUAUUGAAAAACAUACAAAAAAUAUCUUAAAAAAACAUUGAUGAUAAUAAUGACUUGAUUUUAGACCAAAAAUGUUACUCUCUCUUGAUAUAUAUUUGGUUUAUUUUUCUUUGUCGAUCAUUUAGGACUUUUGAUUGAUUGUACUAUUUAUUCAUCUUAAGUUUGAUUGAUUUAAGCUUAUAUUGAUUUCUUCUAAUUAUUUAUUUGUUAUUUAUUUAUUCUAGAGUCUUUUUACAGGGGAUAUAUUUUGGGGUAUAUAUUUAUAAUAUAUAUUACGGGGCUGUGACCAAAAAUCCUGCUGAAGUACCUUCUCACUUCUUCAAACCAGAUACAUGCAACCACAGGUCUCACGGGGCCUAGGAGAACAUGGUCAGUUUGACCACAGACUCACUGCGACUACUCUUAAAGCUCUUAAAGGGGUGGGGGUGAGCUCACUGAGACUCUUUGAAAAAAGGAUGGGGUGAGCUUACAAGGGGCAGCACUGUGUCUACAUAGAGCACUUCAGUACGACCACCUAACAGCGUUUUCUCAGUAAUUGCAGGGCAGGGAAAGGUCAUGGGAAUAGGAACGUCAGCUUCAUAUUGAUGUAAACUUAAGCAAUUCAAUGUUUUCAGGUGUUGAAUGCUGUCUUUCCUAAAUAUGGGGUUAAUUGUCCUAAGGAUAAUGAUAUUACUAGUGAUGUCCUUAUUGUAUGAUUGAUGAGUAAUGACUGGUGAGAUGAGAGGGUCAGAGCAUCUGGGUGUUUCUGGCUUCACGUGCGGUCUUGUGAUGUUGUGUUUAGUUGAAGUGGGGAUAGGGAGCCUCAGUAGGGUUCUCUACAGCCUUACUACAGUCCAGGAUUGUUACUGGAGACCCCCACCCAGGUGGGAUCAAACCAGUCAGGAGUGAAACUUUUAAAACAUUGCAUUAAUAAAUCUCAAAGCUUUAGAACUGGAGUUUUUCCCAUUAUGAUGUAUACCAUAUGCUUUGGACCGAUCAGGUUAGAGGGAUUUAUAUCCCGGAUGUACGCUUAGUCAGCGCUGCCUAUCAGAUAGUAUAUUGUAUGUUUGAAUAUAGCCCAACGCUUCUGGAAGAGAGCUCCGCUGACAGGGAUGGUCAGGCAGGCAGAUUGUUCUUAAAGAUACAGUGCUGUUCCCUCACAACCUCUCCUCUCCUCAUGAGAAAUACACUGAAAGCUUUAAACAGCUACCAAACCAAAAAACGAGUUAGAAGAUGCAUUGACUGGGGCAAAGGAACGUGACAGAGGGACAUGUUUUCUUUUCUUUCUGUUUUUACUUUUCUGUUAUGUUGGUAGGUUUUGUUUUCCACAUCUACUGUAGGAGGUUAAAGAGAGAUAUACCUCAUAUACUCUAAUGAUAAACCAAAUAGAUGAAAGCUUUAAAAAAAAAGGCAGGGUUCGUGUGGGGAUCGGGGUGUGGGGUGGGACUGUGUGUACAUGUGAGUGUGACCAUGGAUGGCCAGAGCGAGGCUUGGGUCCGGCAGAGUUCAAAGGUAAUGGGGUCAGAGGUCACAUUUCCUGUGCCCCAUCCAAAUCAGGAGACAUAUUGGGUAGCAAGUUGUAUGCCAGCCCUCUCUCUGUGGUUCCCAGUCCACUCCCCCACACACCUCUCUCUCAGUCUGGUCUGAAGAACAACCCCCCGCUCUGUACAGCCCUCUCUCCAUCCCUCUCUCCCCUACUGCUCCCUCCCUGCUGAAACGAAACACUCUCCAAGUACAAGUUUUCCAUAGACACAGAUCUAGGAUCAGCUUACCUUCCUCCAAAUCCUAAUCUUAACCAUUGAGGGCACAUAACACUGGCCUUAGGUCAGUGUCUAUGGAGCAAUUUUGUCCUACUCCUUAACACAAAGCUUUUUUACAGGGGCUAGCCUCUGGGUACCCAGCGUCUUUAGGUGAUUGGCUGGAUGUUGUGUUGUUUAGAUUAUUGACUGGAUGUUGUGUCCGUCAGAGAUGUGUGUGGCAGCGAACGCAGAGGGGUAGGUGACUGGGGAAGGGCUGAGACUGUGGUCGCUAGGUGACGCAUGCAUACACUCCCCCAAGGUGGAAGUCCCCAUUUCUCCCUUGCUCUUUUCUUCUAUAAUGAGGUGUAAAUCAGUUUAGGUCCUCUACGUCCUGGUAGGAUGCUGCUUCUGCGGAUAUCAGGGUCUUAGGGAUCACAUGUAAAGUGUAGGUCCUUUCAGUAGGGAUACCCCCCCAAAAGAAUGAUACCAAAGUUUAUGCCCCACUGUUGGAUACGGCACCAUGCACUCACUCCCUAAAACCCUGCUGUUUACCAGUGUCUGCACUAUUGGAGCUAGGAACACGAGAAUUUCGCUACACCCGCAAUAACAUCUGCAAAAUAUGUGUACGUGACCAAUAAAAUGUAAUUUGUCCAUUCAGAGACUACACUUCUCCUAUAGACUGAGUAGUCACCUGGCCAUAGGUGCAGAUCUAGGAUCUGUUAACCUUUCCCUAAUCAUAGCUAUUAGUGUAGGGAGAACACAAAACUGACCUUAGAUCAGCACCUAGAGGCAACAAAUCCUACUCCCUCUACUAUAGCCUGGGUCAACAUUAUCACAGCAGAGUUUAGUCUGGAAGAACAUCUCCAGACUUUUUUGGCAUUAACCAUUUUGUACAUUUGCACAGUCUGAACAUCACAACAUUGAUUCAGUUCAUGGAUGAAUUCCUUGUAGUCUCAGCGAAGCACCUUAGCAACCGUGUCAACCGAGAAACAAAGGAAACUGAAAUGUAGAAAUCGAUAUUGCAACCUGGACUCAAGGAUAGACGUAACAUAGUAAAUGGAAAUCCGAGACAGUGUAAUUAGUAUGAGACCAGGCUGGAAUGUAUUUAAAUUGGAGCAGAACAGGCAAUGAUUAACAGUUUACUGAUAGAUGACAGAACAUAGUGUAGAUGUCAAGGCAGGAGAAAGCAAAGGGGGACAAAAAGACUAUCAGGAGCAAAGAAAACAAAAAAGGAGGAUGACUGAUAUUCCUCGAACCUACUCACUUCCAUACUUUCUCUCUUUCAUCCUUUCUUCAUUCUCUCUCUUGUACAAUACAGCUUCAGUCCAAAGUUCCUUAAGCAAGACAGCAAAGUCCGAUCGUACAGAAUAAAACCAAAGAGUUCGACAUUCCUCCUCUCUUUCACAGACAGCCACUGCAUCCCUCUUUCCUUCUCUCCUUUCUGUCUAUUCAUCUCUUUUCUGCUUCAACCCCGUCACCUAGUAAUCCAGUUUCUGACCUCAGCUAUAUCAAUGAUGAUAAUAAUAAUAAUAAUAAUGAUUAAGAUAAUGAUAAAAAUGUAUAUUUUUAAGUAUUUGUCAUUGGAAAAUUACCUUAAGCUUCUCGUAAAUAUGAUGAUGAUGAUAAUGAUGACGAUAAUGACGUUUCUCUUGGUAUCUCUGUAGUUGUUCUGAUCUUUUUUGAGUUUCGUCCUUUUUGCUCGUGCUGCCAGAGUAAUUCUGAUGAUCCCAUGAUCCUCUCUGAGUUUGUUGACCCUGUCCUUUUAGUUCUGUCUGUCGCUUACCACUGUCUGUCUGUCUGUAUUCCUGUCUGUCUGUAUUCCUGUCUGUCUGUAUUCCAUGUCGCUCUCUGUGUUCGUUGGGCAGAGGGAAGAGCUACAUGUUACAACCGAAAAUGUGAUGUUUGUGGGAGAAUUCUGUACGAGUCGUUAAGGAGAGUUUUUCCAGGGAAUUCCAGACUUCUUUGGUGGUUUGUGGGGAGGGGUUAAUAAACGGAGGGAGGAGGGAAAACUGUCAUAACUGCUAUAACUGUUCUGUGGAAAUAAGUCCCCAAGGUGUAGGUGUGUGUGUGUGUGUGUGUGUGUGUGUGUGUGUGUGUGUGUGUGUGUGUGUGUGUGUGUGUGUGUGUGUGUGUGUGUGUGUGUGUGUGUGCGCCUCAAAAUGUAUUUCAUCUGUUAGCUAAGCAACAGGUUUGUAAACAUUGGCUUGAUUGGUUGAUUUACUGUUAUUCAACAUGUAGUUCAUUUCCCUCUAUCUGACCUUCAACCUUUGUUGUUUGUUUCCCUAUCCGUUUUAGUGUGUGUGUGUGUGUGUGUGUGCUCAUCCUCUCUCCUAUCAUUUGUUCUACCAUCCUGUGUCUUACAUCAUGUGAGCAGUCCUCUUUUCUCUCCCUUCUCUCUGUCUCUCCCUCCCUUCUUUCUUCUGGUAGCAACUUAGCCUUUUACUGUGUUAAUCUUUAAAACAAAAACAAAAAACAAGAAAAAUAUCUCUGCUUGUUCAUAGUACAGUGUUGUUCAUUUAAAGUCAUUUUUGUAACUGAAAGUGUUUCAUUCAUCCAAAUAAAAACAGGAGACCAAAACUGUA